Molecule: messenger RNA, 490 nt
Organism: Bufo bufo (common toad)
Lineage: Eukaryota; Metazoa; Chordata; Amphibia; Anura; Bufonidae
Gene: NDUFB4
Product: NADH:ubiquinone oxidoreductase subunit B4
Exons: 3
Coding region: 45-431 (128 amino acids)
Cellular component (GO): mitochondrion
Source: RefSeq, a predicted model, not a curated record
CGGAUCUGUCAAUAAAGCUGAGCGGGACGCAGUGCCCUUGUGUCAUGGCGGAAUACAAGGAGAGUCCUCUGGCCAGCCGGCCCGCGGAGCUGGAUCCGGCCCGGUACUUUGGCCAGACCCUGGAGCAGAAGAGGCUGCAGGAGAAGAGGGAGGCCCUGAGAGCCCAGGUCAAGAGGGAAUACCUGCUGAAGCUCAACAACCCGCACAGGAUCGGCAUGGUGGAGGACCCCGCUAUCACCCGCUGGAUGUACGCCCGGAAUCAUAACAUUUACCCCAACUUCCGGCCGAUGCCCAAGAACUCUCUGCUCGGGCUCCUGUGGACGGCGGGGCCCUUCUUCUUCUUCUAUGGUCUCAUCUCACAUGACCGGGACCGAAAAGAGAAGCUAAUCAAAGAGGGGAAAUAUGAGCGGCCGUUCCACCUGUCCAACUGAUGGCGACCGCGCCAAACCGUGUAAUAUAAUAUAUGUAAUAAACUACUGUCACCUGGUGA